Cyphomyrmex costatus is the source of this 1669-nucleotide messenger RNA. Its product is annotated as angiogenic factor with G patch and FHA domains 1. NCBI's taxonomy places the organism in Eukaryota, Metazoa, Arthropoda, Insecta, Hymenoptera, Formicidae. The transcript is spliced from 8 exons. Gene Ontology annotation, molecular function: nucleic acid binding; protein binding. The record is from RefSeq and is a predicted model, not a curated record. The coding region runs from base 55 to 1611 and encodes 518 amino acids.
UGUACAUUGACUUUUGAUAAUAUAAUCAUAAACUGUCAUAAACAAAGGUGAAAAAUGCAAAGUGAGAGUGAAGAAGGAGAAAUUAUAUCAGACUUCGAAGAAGAUUUUACAGAAGAGCUACAUAGUUUGCCUCAUGUUAUAAUGUUUAUAUGUAAAUUGCGUGAUCAUAUUAGAAAACAACGGAAGAAAAUUGAUAAAUUACGAAGAAAACUUAAGGAGCAGAAACAACAAAAUUUGCUCUGUACAAAAGCAUAUAUAGACUGUGGGACUCAGACAAAUCCUUUAGAUUUUAAUAAAUCGUUAUCUCAAGAUUGGGAUGUUAGUCAUAACAUUAAGUCAUCCAGUAUAGUAGAUCAAGUGAAACAAGUAGCAGAAUCGGUUUUAUUACAGACUGGUUUUGUUUAUGAACAGACAUCAGGAAUGUAUUAUGAUUAUAGUACUGGAUAUUACUAUGAUACAAAGCAAGGUUUAUAUUAUGAUGGAAAUACUGGAAUAUAUUACUACUAUGAUGAAACUAGUAAUACGUAUCAAUUUCAUAGUCAAAUCUAUACAGACAAGAUUGCUCCUACAAAUUUUCAAAGGAAGGAAGAAACUGGAAAAACAUACAAGGAUGACGUAAAAAAACGAAAAUUUAUAUGUGACGAAGAGAAUUCAGAAGAUAAAGUACUUGAAGAGGGUGAAUGCUCAGGAAAUGAGAAUGACGGCAUUUCUGACGAAGUAAUCCCUGAUGUAUCUAUUAAUAGCGAAAGUGAUGAUGAAGAACAAGAUUUAGCAAAAAAUUAUCCACCAUGUAUGAGAAUUAUUGUUAAGGAAACAGAUUUAAUAAAAUUAAAACUGGGCUCCCUUUUCCUCGUAACAUGUAUAGGAGGUACAUUAGGCCGAGAAGGAGACCAUUCGGUGUUAAUACCAGAUAUAAAUAUUAGCAAGUAUCAUGCACGUUUUGUGUACGACGAAACCAAGAAGCAGUAUCAAGUAAUAGAUUUUGGUUCAAGAAAUGGUACAUUUAUAAAUGGUAAAAGAUUAUCAGUAGCUAAGCAAGAAUCUGAACCUCAUGAAAUAAUGCAUGGGUCAAUUAUACAAAUUGGCGAAACGAAAUUAUUAUGCCAUAUUCAUAAUGGAAAUGAAACGUGUGGUUAUUGUGAACCAGGUCUUAUUCAACAAAAUUUCAAUCUUGAUGAGAAUAAAACUUCGAAGACGAAACUUCAUAAGGAAGAGUUGCGACGUCUAAAGCAUAAAUUCGGAAUUGAAAAGAAUAAUGUAUCUAGUAGUCAAUUAGCUUUAGGUUAUCAAGACAGAGCGCAAGCUAGGCGACAGCAUGUAGGUUCUUCGGAUCCUUAUGCUAAGACGCAACAAAGUUCUAUUCACACAUCAAUAACAAAAGAUAAUAAAGGGUUCAAAUUGCUUUCGAAAAUGGGUUGGUCUGAAGGUCGCUCAUUGGGCAAAGAUGGAGAUGGAAGGACCGAACCUUUACCUAUCACGUGCAAUCACAACAAAGUUGGUCUUGGAUCGAAGAGAAUGGAUAUUCCUAACAUCGAGUUAAAUUCCAAUAUGGAGAAGAAACAAGCAGUUUGGCGAAAAACACAACAACGUUAUAAAGAAAUAUUGGAUUAAUUUUUUAACGAAUACAUAAAUUAACUUGUAGGAAUAAACUAGUUCAAUGAAGAUGUCU